AUGCAACAUAGCAUUACUUCAUUCCUUUCGAGUGAUGAACCUUUGGUUUACGCGAAGUGGCGAUUUGAAGAAAAUUAUUAUGCAGGAAAAAUUGAAUCCGUAGAAAAUCACUCAUGCUAUCUGAUUACUUUCGAAGACACGGGAAGAGCAAUUGUCAAAGAAUCCGAUAUUAUUCAGGUUUAUUUGCUACCUGUUGGUGCUAUAGUUAGUGCUCAAAUAAAGGAUGAUAAUGAUUAUUGGGGUAAUUGUAUUAUCCAGACUCACCUGAGUGAUCCUGACUGUCCAUAUAAGAUUUUGCACCAUACUACAAAUGAAUUUUAUCGUUUACGAAGAUUUCAAGUGUCCAUCAAUGAGACAGAGGUGAAAAACUUGAGAGAUCGAAAGCUCCUACAGACCAAUCAUUUUGAACCACGGGAUUCACCGCAUUGUGAUCCUGAAGUCUUAAGAGCUAAUGUGAGUUCGUCAAGUGGUACAGGGAACAGAAAGCGAAGGCCAAAGCCGAAAGUUUUUGGCGACGACUGGAUUACACCGGAUAAUUACCGAAAAAGAAGCAAGUCAGAGUCAGGUGAAGUGAGAGAUAAUGUGAAGAGUGAAGACGCAAACAGACUCCACAUUGAAAUUAUGGGCUGUCAUCAUCGACACCAUUGGAAGGUGGUUUGUUGGAUUCAAUAUGUCGUAUCUUGAGUAUUCCAACUCCAAGAUCAUCAGUGUUUAAAGGAUGGACUAUUAUUCUUACUGGUGGUGCUAGAAGUGAGUUUUUAGGGUCGUCUCUACCAAUCGACUCGUUGAUGUUUACUUUGCAUUAAUGGUCAUUUUUUGCUAUGGCUUAAAGUAGUAGAGACUUAUAGAAGUGGUGAUAUUUUCGGGUAAUUAUUACAGCAGUCAGCUGAUUUGUUAACCACCCCUAGGUGGAUCAUUUGUUGUUCAGUGAGGAUUUUAUUGAACAACCGAUUGUUACGUCAUCAAGGGUAAGCGUUGUUACGUUAGGUGCCUGCG
Molecule: messenger RNA, 996 nt
Organism: Trichobilharzia regenti
Lineage: Eukaryota; Metazoa; Platyhelminthes; Trematoda; Strigeidida; Schistosomatidae
Source: the annotation of a GenBank genome assembly